Messenger RNA from Geodia barretti, 2983 nucleotides. The record is from the annotation of a GenBank genome assembly. NCBI's taxonomy places the organism in Eukaryota, Metazoa, Porifera, Demospongiae, Tetractinellida, Geodiidae.
GACCCUACACCCUUCGCCCCAAGAUCAAGCAGAAACGACUGUGUCCGACAGUGUGUGUGUGUGUGAGAGCGAAGAAAACAACUCACCUGUACGUAGUAACACAGCAGUUAAUUGUUUUGUGGUGGUGACUGGUGGGAGGAUGCCUGCCCCACGGUGUCUAUCUCUGUAUCUCCUGGCAGCACUCCUGAGUCUCCUCCUCUCCCCGCCCUCGCCUCCACUAGCUACAGAGCCUCUCUGCAACGAACCCUCGAGCAAACCAAAGCUCUACAUCCAUGGGUUUGUUGCCGGCAAGGAGCGACGUGUUCACCUCAGAGACCAUCGUCCCGGCUGCCAAUUUGCAUGUAAGAGAUCAUACCAAUGACAGUGUUCUCGGUGACUAUGACUGGUCAUUGAUUGGUCUGACACUCAGUGCGAUGCGUCGGAGGCAACGUGGCAGCUGAUCCAGGUGGUACUGGAAGACAACGGGACCCAGCCUGACCCUCGUAUCAUGUUCCUUGGGGGCGGCUGCUCUCCGGCCACGGAACCGCUCGCUGCUCUCUCCGGCCGAUUCUACAACGUCACUCAGGUGUCGUACGGAGCCAGCACCCCCACUCUCUCUGACAGAACAAUGUUCCCAAAGUUCUUCAGAACCAUUCCCUCGGAGGUCCAGGCCAACAGCGCUCGGUUUGCUCUCAUGGAGCGGUUCAACUGGGAGAGAGUGGCCACCCUUCACGAGACCAGGAACAUCUUCUCUCUGACGGUGAAUAACUUCAGGGCCCAGUAUUUCACAAUCUUCAGGAACAGCAGUGACGGAGCCUCGGCCGACGACGAGGACAAUAACCUGGUGGUGAGGUCAUUCACCGAUGACCCCGAGAUCCCUCUCAGACAGAUUCGAGACAAGGAUAUUCGUAUCAUACUGGCCUACAUGUAUGAGGACAAGGCCCUGAAUACCACCUGCCAGGCCAUCCACCUGAACCUAACUACAGAGAACCACCUGUGGAUAUUCCCGGCCUGGUACCCCACCGACUGGUGGAACGAGACUGUCUACAUCAAGAACAGAGAUCCUUGCACUCCAGACAUGAUGAGGGAGGCAGUUAUGUACUCCAUCUACCUGGACUCCUACAACGAAACUCUGAAUAAAGACAUUCCUGCAGACAGUGGCUUGACGAUAGAUGAGUUCCUGGUGAAGUACGAGGCCGCCCUGGAGGAGUUCCGGACCAGUGGUCUCUACUAUGGAGACGAUGACCCUCACCACUAUGCCACCUUUGCCUACGAUGCCGUCUGGACCAUGGCCCUAGCCCUCCACCGAGCCAGCCAAGUCCUCGAGGGAGAUGAGGUCUACCUCCAUAACUUCACCUAUAGUAACACUCUCGGUAUCACUGAGAAUAUCACGCAGCAGAUGAGCACUCCGUCGUUCCGUGGCAUAUCCGUGAGUUGGUUCCGGCUGGAGAGUUUUUUCGUUGUUUCUGCAUGAUGAAAAACAACAGUGUUUGUGUGUGGGUAUGAGGUAUAGGGGCAUCAUUGUAUGUAUGUAUUCCACAUUCAGGGGGAGAUUGCAUUUGAUGUGAAUGGAUCAAGACUAGGCCACAAUGGUAUCUAUCAACUAGUUCCAAGUGAUGAUGGGGAAAGUCUGGAGCUGAAGCUGCUCUAUGUGCAGGACCCUCACCAAGUCGACAGCAAGCUACCAACCAACUUCUCAGAGUGGCUGUGUGAACCUCGGUGGAAAGGUGAUGGUCCACCACAUGACAGGAGACAGCCAGACACCAAGUACCUCAACUCUAGCCUCAUCUAUGCCUGUGAUUUCUUCAUCUCCGUGGCCAUCGUUGUGGCCGUGGGGCUACUGGUCUUCAAUCUCGCCACUAUUUGGAAACCGCUGAUCCGUGACUCUGCCCCCAUCAUCAACACCAUAAUCAUCUGUGGUUGUCUCCUGAUGCUGGUGACGUGCUACAUGUUGGGAGUGGACACCAAGACACCCACCCAGGACGGAGACAAUCCCUCAGAUGCUGACGAGGACAACACCGAGUCUGGUAGAGAGGACAUCAACCAGCAGAGAGACUCUCGCUAUGCCAACAUCUGCAUUCUCCGUCUGUGGUUGUUCACACUGGGAUUCAGUCUCUCGUUCGGAGCUCUCUUUGCCAAGACCUGGCAGGUCUACAGAGUCUACACAAACCCUAAACUCAAGAAGCAGCCAUUCAAGAUGUGGAAUUUCCUGAUAAUCUUGGGAGUGUUUCUGUUCAUCGAUGUCCUGUAUCUCAGUAUAUGGACCGGUGCCUUCCCCUUCAGGAGGGCCCUUGCACAGAGAGAGAACGAUGCGGCGGACACACUGGAGGUGUUUGAAAAGUGUGUCUGUGACAACUUCAACUACCUCAUCGGAGCUCUCUACGUCUACAAGGGUCUCCUGGUGGUGUUUGGGCUGUUCCUGGCCUACGAGAGCCGCAACGUCAAGUACUACUACAUCAACGACUCUCGGUUCACCAGCAUCGCGGUCUACAUCGUGGUCAUUGUGGUGGGUAUUGGAGCCCCGCUGAGUCUGGUCCUCUCUGAGCACCUGUUUAUCGACCCCGCCUACUCCCUGACGGUGCUGAUGGUCAUACUGGCCACCAUGGCCUGCCUCCUCAUCCUCUUCAUACCCAAGUUUGUGUACAUGGCGAAGGGUAAGGAGACGAUGGUCAACGAGAACACGAGGGAAGAGGUGACGGCAGGAGACGGACUCCAGCUGGGGCGGACCAGUGUCGACCAGACCGACAUGCAGACUGCAGAGGAAGAAGUUAGACACCUGCAGGAGAGGGUCGGAAAAAAGACGUCAGAGCUGCACACUCUGGAGGACACCCUCCAGUCACCCACCAAACCCUCCCCAAAGUCGCAGUGUGGCUCCGACGGGGACAGCGGGGUCCUGGUGACCACCACCGACGAGCAGCCCGAGGUGUUCAUCUCCGAGACGAGUCGGGGUACUCCGGAGGAGCAGGCCUCCGGGAGGAUCCCCCAACAACCCCUCCUCCACUGA